AUGUCAACGGUUGCUUUCGCAUCCAAGUCCCCGUACCCGAUGAAACAGAAAGACGCCCCACCGCACGCUGGCAAAGACAAAGAGAAGGAAAACCGCCGCCGGCGGUCCUUGUCGGCCUUCACGCUGCACUCGAACACGUCCUUCGACCAUCCGAAGCGGCGGUCGUUCACCAGCAGCAGGCGGUCCUUCUCGGCCACCUUCCGUCUCAACGAGGCCUCCUCGGCGGCCCCGCACAGCAGCACGGGCCCUGACAGUGGCAGCCAUGCCUCCAGCCCCGUGCACACGAGAGACACGGACAAGCUGAACCUCAAGACACACACGGCCGCAGGCAAGUCGAGGCCGGCGUCCAGGUUCUUCUCCUCCCCGCAGUUCUCGUCCUCGACGCCCAACCUCACACCCAAGGUCGCCAAGUACAUCGACUCCGAGCUCCGCGUCUCCCACCGCCCCGUGCAGCUCGACGGCGUCUCCCUUAUCAUCCCCACCAUCGUGUACAAGUGCUGCGACUUCAUCCGCUGCAACGACCCCGUCGAGGGCCUCUUCCGCAUGAACGGCUCCAUCAAACAGGUCAACCUCAUCGAGUCCGAGCUGCAGAAGAACGUCGACGCGUGCGAGUUUGCAGACGACCCGGUCACCACCGUCCACGACGUCGCCGUUGUGCUGAAAAGAUGGAUCUCCAAGCUCGACGACGGCCUCAUCACCGCAGACGUCUGCAACUCCCUCAACCAGGCACACAAGGAGCUCAUGCUCCCAGACUACCCGAGCGAGUUCGAGGAUGCCGACGCUGACGCUGACGGCGAACUUUUCCUGGAAGCAGAAGACUCUCUUGAAAACAUCGACCAAAAGCUGAUCAACAUGGAUCAGUCCUUCACCCUCCAUUCCUCCCCGACCAAAUCCACCAAGUCAGACAUAAAAUCCGUGCUCUCCACGGCUGCCGCUGCCGUAUCUCCCUUGACGAGACCACGUACAACGAAGCCACCAACUGAUACCACAAUUACCCCCACUAGCACUACCACUACAGCUACACCUACGUUCAAGGACCACCUGGUCCUGGAUUCAUGCUACGCAAGCAGUCUCUCGAAGUUGCCCAUUGAAAACUUGCACUUGCUACUCUACCUAUUAAGUUUCCUCCAUUACUUGGCCAAGCCUGAAAUCUCAGAUAUCACAAAAAUGCACACCUCCAACUUGGCCAAAGUCUUCCAAUUGAACUUCUUUAAAAGCAUCGAUUUGACUGUGGGAACGAAGAGUUUUAGCGCAGAAGACUUAAAAACCUCGUAUCUGAUGAACGAAGAACUCCUUGCCUCAAUGAUCCAGAAUUCGGAAACAAUCGUUAGAGAUCUAACGUUCUUCGUUAACAACCACAGGGACGAAAUGGAUCAUUUACUCAACGUCAAGCCUGAACAAAAACAGUCGAAUAUAGCCCUAGCGAAAAACAGGAAAAGUUCUUCGGCUUCGACAAAGACAACAAACACAGCGUCUUCCGUCUCUCGUAAUACCUCGAUUGACUCAGGUGCUCCUGCUAGCAACAUCCGUGCUACAGAACUGAGUACAACUUUAGAAUCAUGUGAAGAAAAAGAGGUAACUCCAGUGCCCCGGAAUGUUACUAAAGGUUCAAGGCUAGAUGACUUGGAAAGACUUGAAAAGGCCAACGAAGAGAGAGAAGUGAUAAGAACUCCGAAUAGAAAUAUCACCGAAGACCAAUCAGAACAUAAAGCAAAGAAAGAUACGAGUUAUGUGCACACCGGCGCUCAUCCUGAUAAUUCAGAAGAUAAUACCCGUGGCUCAGCAGCUCCAAAGAAGGAUUUGCCGAAGAAAGAGUUGGCCAAAAGACGAAGUUUUUUCGGAUUUCUCAACAAAUGGAAACAAUCAAUUCCUUCAUCUGACGCUUGGCGCUCAUCAAGUUAUGCUCAAACCCGAGCCAUAUCACCAAAAGAAAUUCCCAUAGCUAGCCAAAACUCAUCCAGCUCUUUGCAAACGUCGAAAUUUGAGGACUCAGCAUCUUCAUUACCACAAAUGUCAAUGUCUGAGGAGGCAACUGAACAUGAUUCAGUUCCUGAGAAUAGGGCCCUAACUGUGCCAACUGCAGUAGCGGAAGAAAACAGUGACUCACUACAAAAAAACGCUGUUGAUUCACACUGGGCGAUAAACAGAGGAAUAGAAACAUCAAAUAAUAAAGUCAAGUACGAUUCUCAACCUUCUGUGUCAGCUUCUACUGCUGCUGACAGCUCCACAGCUACUCCUCCAGUAACUGCCGUUGAAGAGGAAAAGUCAGAAGAUAUCAAAGAGCAAUUGCAACGGCUUGAUCCUUCCGAGGAAAACGGGCAAGCCAUUAUUAUUCCAUUCAAAAGAGACAAGCCCAAAUCUUCCAAAGCAAAUACUGAAAAAAUUGCUCAGAAAAGGUUUUCCCUGUUCAAGUUUAAGCGCUCUUCUUAA
Molecule: messenger RNA, 2430 nt
Organism: Pichia membranifaciens NRRL Y-2026
Lineage: Eukaryota; Fungi; Ascomycota; Pichiomycetes; Pichiales; Pichiaceae
Exons: 1
Coding region: 1-2430 (809 amino acids)
Biological process (GO): small GTPase-mediated signal transduction
Cellular component (GO): cytoplasm
Molecular function (GO): GTPase activator activity
Source: RefSeq, a predicted model, not a curated record